Molecule: messenger RNA, 2511 nt
Organism: Colletotrichum paranaense
Lineage: Eukaryota; Fungi; Ascomycota; Sordariomycetes; Glomerellales; Glomerellaceae
Product: MOSC N-terminal beta barrel domain-containing protein
Exons: 1
Coding region: 1-2511 (836 amino acids)
Biological process (GO): Mo-molybdopterin cofactor biosynthetic process
Molecular function (GO): pyridoxal phosphate binding; molybdenum cofactor sulfurtransferase activity; molybdenum ion binding
Source: RefSeq, a predicted model, not a curated record
AUGGUUGACGCGGAUAUGAGAAGCUAUAACUCCCGAGUGGAUGAGUUCAGGGGUAGGGAGUUCCCCAUGAUCAAAGGUUCAUUGGUUCAUCAACUACAAUUAUUCUAUCUCAACUUACUGACCAACAACACAGACUCCAUAUAUCUCGACCAUGCCGGAACAACGCUAUAUGCCAAGUCUCUGAUUGACAGAUUCUCUGCAGAAUUGACGUCAAACUUGUUGGGCAACCCCCACUCCGCUUCGCCUUCUUCUCAGUAUAGCACCUCUCGCAUUGAAGAUAUUCGCCUCAGACUUCUCCGUUUUUUCAACGCUGACCCUGAGGAAUUUGACUUGGUCUUCGUUUCCAACACCACAGCUGGGAUCAAACUUGUUUCCGACGCCUUCCGAGCCUCACCAGAGGGCUUUUCUUACAUAUACCACCAAGCUUGCCACACAAGUAUAAUAGGGGUUCGCGAAGAGGCGCGUGAGAGCAGAUGCGUUGCGGAUGACGAUGUGAGACGUUGGAUUGAUGGGAAAUCUCCUCUGGAUGAUUCGGAAGCAUCAGACUCGCCCACGCUAUUUUCAUAUUCAGCUCAAUCUCAUAUGGAUGGGCGACGUUACCCGUUAACGUGGCCAUCUCUACUGCGAGAGUCGCCUGCCGUCUCGCACCGGCAAUUUUUUAUGCUAUUGGACGCAGCCUCACUAGUGGCCACUUCUCCUCUAGAUCUCAGUAACUCGGAGACGGCACCCGAUUUUACGGUUUUGAGUCUUUACAAAAUCUUUGGCUUUCCAGACCUUGGCGCUUUGAUUGUUAGAAGGCAGGCCGAGCCGAUUUUCAACCAAAGGCGCUAUUUCGGGGGUGGCACCGUCGAUAUGGUUGUCUGCGGAAAAGAAAGAUGGCAUGCUCCAAAAUCGACGUUCCUUCAUGAAAGGCUAGAGGACGGCACUCUUCCAUUUCAUAACAUCAUAGGACUUGAUGCUGCUCUAGAUGUUCACGCAGAGCUCUUCGGAAGCAUGAGUAGCGUAGCAUCGCACACAGCAUUCCUCAGAAACCGACUAUACGAUGGACUUGCCAGCCUCAAACAUGGAAAUGGGCUGCCCGUCUGCACUAUCUACUCAGAACGGCGCAGCGAGGUUAAUGGCUCAGUAGGAAGCGGGCCACUCAUCUCGUUCAACAUUCGCGACGCUGCCGGAGCCUGGAUCAGUCUAUACGAGCUUGAAAAAUUAGCCAUGUUGAAGAACUUACAUAUUCGAACCGGCGGCGUCUGCAGUCCUGGAGGUAUCGCUUCAGCACUCGGCCUGAGCCCAUGGGAGAUGAGGAAGAAUUUCUCCGCUGGGUUUCGCUGCGGCACUGACCAAGAUGUCAUCGCUGGAAAGCCGACUGGCGUUAUUCGAGCAAGUCUUGGUGCGAUGAGCACUAUUUCCGACGUUGACUUCCUAAUCGACUUUAUUGAUGAAUUCUAUCGAGAAGAAGUGUCAGUUGAUGACUGUCGCGCCGAAAACCAGACUUCAUCGAUAGGGUUCCAGGUCCAGGGCAUCAGCGUCUACCCGAUCAAGAGCUGUGGCGCCUUUUCUGUUCCGCUCGGUAUGGACUGGGAAGUCAUGCCCGAAGGUCUGGCUUGGGAUAGAGAGUGGUGUCUUGUCCACCAAGGGUCAGGACAGGCACUAAGCCAGAAGAGGUAUCCCAAGAUGGCCCUCAUCAAACCCACUCUUGACUUCGACGGUGGCGUGCUGCGUGUAGCGUACAGAGGGAGAAAACUCUCUCACCUACCCGACGAGAUCUCAGUUCCUCUAUCUGCGGAUCCCACUUACCUCGAAACAAACGGCGGCCCUCGUGAGAGGUCCUCACGAGUAUGCGGCGACAAGAUUACGACGCAAGUGUAUGCCUCCGAUCAUGUCAACGGCUUCUUCAGUGAUAUUCUCGGUGUGCCAUGCGCAUUGGCACGAUUUCCAGCGGGAGGACAGGGACCAAGUAUGCGUCACUCAAAAGCCAAGGUGCAGAAACAUCAGCACCCUCAAGUUUGGGUCCCAAAGGGGAGUUUCGGGGCAUCUCCAGAGUUGCCUUCUCCGCCGGAUUCGGACUCUGAACAAUCACCAGCAAAGAUUCUACUUUCCAAUGAGAGCCCAAUACUCCUGAUCAAUACAUCGAGUUUGCGCGCCCUCAACGACGAAAUCCAGGCAACUGGCGGGGAACCAGUUCCCUCCGAAGCAUUCCGAGGCAAUAUCUUGGUCGGGCCAACUCAAGAUCCUGACCAUCUCCCAUGGGCAGAGGAUGGAUGGACAAAACUCACGAUUGGUGGUGAGGAUUUCACUAUGCUGGGAUCCUGCCGCAGAUGCCAGAUGGUAUGCGUCGACCAGGAGAGCGGCGAAAGACACCAGGAACCUUUCGUGACGCUGAGCAAGGUCAGAAGGUUCGACGGCAAAGUGUACUUUGGCACUCAUAUGAGCCAUGAUUCCACUAAGGCACUGCUCGGAGAAGGAACGCGCCGUCCAGUGAUACGAGUCGGCGACAUGGUCAGUGUAGGAGCAUGA